AUGGGCAUGGAGUUCCAGCGAGUGUUCGCCACGUUACCGGUACUCGUGGCACUUCCCUGUGCCAUAUUCCUGUACCAGAUUUCGGUGGUCCAUGCCACGCCUCUCCAGCGGGCGGCAGUGGCGGCGGUGUACGGGGUGGUGGCACUGGCGGUGCUCCGAGGACUCGCCCACUACAAGUUGAUUACUUACUCGCGAGAUAUCACCGCCGUGGCGUUCGUGUAUCUUGCGACAAACUUUGUGUCUCCGGCUCGGCUAGCGCCGUUGAUCAUGGGGUUGGUGUUGAGUCAGUGGAACCUAUACUUUGUGUUUGCCUGCUUAGUCGACUUCGCGGCUACUCGGUCGCUAGACGUGCUAAUUGGGUACUUUUUGGUGGCACUUGGCUACGUGAUUCUUCGACAUGCGUCUCGUCGGCUCCCUGUCUACGUCUAUGCUGUGGCAGCCGUAGUGGGGGCAGGAUGGCUCGUGUAUGCUGGGGCGCUCCCAGUGACCAUGAUAUUGGCUAAUGCCAUCGUGGUGGGGGUGCUUGUGAUCACCGCGGCCGAACUGCUGGUGGCCAGUCCCAUGGUGGUGCUGGCAGUGGCGUUCUUCUCGGUGGUGUUUGGGGUAAUAUUGAAUGAGGUGACAGUAUCGGUGGUCGAGAUCAUCCAGAUGUUUUUACCACUUCUGAUUGCCGUCGACACUCGGUUUGCCUCUGAUGACGAGAAAGAAACCAUGGAGGUGGACGCUAUCUCCAUCUCGCCACUGAUAUUGCUGCAUUUGAUGAGCCAUCAGGACACCAAAGCUAUAUUCAAUUUCUUGCUUUUGAAUUCGACGUUUAUGGUGGUUCAGUUGCUUUACUCGUUCCGCUCAAAAUCACUCGGGCUUUUAAGUGACUCGCUCCAUAUGGCCCUUGACUGUACGUCGCUUGCCCUCGGGUUGGUGGCGGGGGUGUUAGCGAAACAACCUAACGAUGCCAACUCCAAGUACCCAUUUGGCCUUAAGAACUUUGAGGUGGUAGCAGGGUUUACCAACGGUGCAUUGCUUGUGGGUAUCAGUGGUUCCAUUAUCUUUGAGGCAUUAGGACGCAUUGUCCACCCCGUAUCACUUGAAAAGACCACCGAGCUCAUCAUAGUAUCCUUCCUUGGGUUACUUGUCAAUUUGGUGGGUAUAUUUGCCUUCAAUCAUGGCCAUGACCACGGCCACGGUCACGGUCACUCUCAUGGCCACUCUCACGGCCACUCCCACGGACAUUCACAUGGCCACUCACACAAACAUUCUCAUGAUGACGCUCAUGAACACGAAUACCCGUUCAAGGCUGAUGACCACAGUGGAACUGAGGCUAACCUGACAGGCAUGAACGAAAACAUGCACGGCAUUUUUCUUCAUAUUUUGGCCGAUACUCUUGGACUGGUAGGGGUAGUGAGCUCAACUAUCCUUACAAAGAUAUUCAACCACCAGGUAUUUGACCCCUUGGCGUCCAUCGUCAUUGCCGUACUUAUUUUCCUCAGCGCAAUCCCUUUGAUCAAGCUGACAGCAUCACAACUUUUACUUCAGUUGCUGAAUAACCAUGAACAAUCAAUUCGUCAAGUACUUCAAGAAGUCUUGGCAAUCAAGGGGGUCAAGCUGUUUACCACUCCACGGUUUUGGCCAAAUCUGACACUGUCAAUCCAAGGUUACAUCCAUAUUCAAAUCUAUCGUGGCGAAAGCAUGAAUAACAUCAAAAGUCAAGUGCAACGAUUGUUUGAAAAGCAAAAGUUGGAUGUGAUGAUUCAAAUGGAGAAUGACUAUGAUCCCUGUUGGUGUCGUAAGUAA
This is a messenger RNA of Diutina rugosa, 1791 nucleotides long. RefSeq names its product metal cation transporter. Lineage: Eukaryota; Fungi; Ascomycota; Pichiomycetes; Serinales; Debaryomycetaceae. Bases 1 to 1791 code for a protein of 596 amino acids. Gene Ontology annotation, cellular component: membrane; Golgi apparatus. The record is from RefSeq and is a predicted model, not a curated record. The transcript has a single exon. Gene Ontology annotation, molecular function: zinc ion transmembrane transporter activity. Gene Ontology annotation, biological process: transmembrane transport; intracellular zinc ion homeostasis; zinc ion transport.